Messenger RNA from Ornithodoros turicata, 2172 nucleotides. RefSeq lists its product as uncharacterized. NCBI's taxonomy places the organism in Eukaryota, Metazoa, Arthropoda, Arachnida, Ixodida, Argasidae. The transcript has a single exon. The record is from RefSeq and is a predicted model, not a curated record. The coding region runs from base 1 to 2172 and encodes 723 amino acids.
AUGUGUGACCCGGAGUACAACUCAGCCCAGUCAACUAGCCCUAAAACGCAAACCCGCAGCGCAGUGAUCGCCACGUCCUCAGCCACUUCACGUUCCACGGUUUUGCUACAGACUUUCCGGGCUUGGGUGGUCGCCGACAAGAAGUGCGCAUACAUUCGAGGAUUAUUUGACAGCGGUAGUCAAAGUACCUUUGUGCGAGAGGAUCUUGUUCGCAGCUUGAACUUGCCCGUCCUGAGAGAGGAGGAACUCUCAAUAAGCACAUUUUCCAGUGAUAUGGGGAGGAAACCAGAGAGGCGACGAAUAGUGGAGCUCCAGAUACGAAGCCAGUAUGCCGAGGAGGUAAUAACUAUGGAAGCAAUCGAAAUGCCAGUUCUGUGUCAUGAUCUUCCAUCAGCUUCAGCAGAUGACCGUCACUUGAUUCUACUUCAGGAAGCUGGAGAACAUGUUGCUGACGUCGUAUCGUUCCCAGGCAUACCGCAAGUGAAGGGAAUUUCGGUCCUUAUUGGGUCGGAUCAAAUGUGGAAAUUGCUGAAAGGAGAGAUCCAACGUUACGGGCCAAACGAUGAAAUCGUUGCCAUCAACUCCAAACUAGGAUGGACGUUUCAGGGUCCGACUACCGAACGUUCGCUGAUCGCAAGGCAGGCCUGCAACUAUGUAUCUGUGCUUCGUGUGAGUACACUUUCUGAGGACCUGCGCUGUGACCAGCUUUUAGAACGAUUUUGCAGCCUGGAAGGAGUUGGAAUCGUCCACGAAGAUGAAUCUCCGUCGGCCGAAGGUCAUGCCGUUCUCGAAGAGUUCGAGAAAACACUGAAGAUGAGGGAUGGCAGGUAUGAGGUUCAGCUCCCGUGGAAACAGACAGAUUCGCCGUUGAACGACAACUUCGAGAUAGCUAAAACUAGGCUGAAGAAACUUGUGUUCCGACUGAACAAAGACAGACAUUUGAUCGAAGAGUACGACAAGGUUAUACGUGGAUAUCUUCUCAGUGGAUACGCAGAAGAAGUUCCCGUAUCCAACAAAGAACAGAACACUCGGGUUUUCUACAUGCCACACAGAGAAGUUUUCCGCGAAGCAUCUACAACAACCAAGUUGCGUGUAGUGUUCGACGCGUCGUCGCAUGGUCCUGGAAGUACAUCUUUAAAUGCCCACCUGGAAACUGGACCAAAGCUUCAAGCGGACAUGCAGGAUAUUCUAAUCAGGUUUAGGAUGCAUCAGAUCGCUAUGAUAGCGGAUAUCGAGAAAGCUUUCCUCCAGAUCAUGGUCCACGAGAGAGAUCGUGAUGCGCUACGAUAUCUUUGGUACCGCGACAUGCCCUUUCGUGCGAUGACGUCUAACGAGCUCUGCGUUCUCAGGAUGAGUCGGGUUCCCUUCGGAACGACCGCGAGUCCUUUCCUCCUGGCUGCAACGCUGCAUCACCACUUUCGUCACAUCACUGACGAUCUAAGGGACACCGCAAGCGACUUGUUAUCCUCAUUUUACGUGGACGACUUGGUAACAGGAGCUGAUAACGUUGAAGAAGCCACGAGGAUGCAUCGUCAGGCUUUGGCAGUCAUUGAACAGGCUGGAAUGCGCCUCAGAAAAUGGGCAUCGAAUGAACCCCAGUUAAAGUCUGUGUUCAAAAAGGGUGAGACUGACGAGUCGAUACAUCAGAAGGUACUUGGAAUUCCUUGGAAUACUGAAACUGACAGCUUGAUGCCUAAUUUAGAAGCCGUGAAAACGUUUGUGGCAACUUCACCAGUAACCAAAAGGAACAUACUCCAAGGCACCGCAAGACUGUUUGACCCUUUGGGAUUCCUCAAUCCAUUUACGUUCAGGGCCCGAUCCAUGUUUCAAGACCUAGGGAAGAAAAAGUUUGGAUGGGACGAAGAUAUCCCAUGUGAUGCUCAGCAGAAGUGGAGCGAAUGGUGUAAUGAAGUAUCUACAUUAUCAGCACUAGAGAUUCCCCGUUGCGUCGUUCCAGCGAAUGCAUCUGCGUUUCAAAUGCAUAUAUUUUGUGAUGCCAGUCCUCUUGGUUAUGGGGCAGUGGCUUACCUGAGAACCGCAAACACAAAGGGCGAGAUUUCAACGCAUUUAAUACUCUCAAAAACUCGUCUAGCACCUAUCAAGCAGCUCUCUCUUCCAAGACUAGAGCUUAUGGGAAUGCUUAUCGGAGCGAGAAUGCUCACUUACCUGUAG